UCUCUUCUUGCUCUUUUUUUUAAUGCCCGAAGCUAGCCAAAGUGUAGAGAUCACAUGUAUGUACAUACAUACGUGGGUUGCGAUUGUGUGUAACACAUGCUGACAUUAAAGAAAACAAAAUUGGGAAAGAUGUACGAGCGUAAUGUGACGUAUAUUACGUUCGCAUUAUUUCUGAUUUUAUUUUGUGACACUACGUCGUCGGAAUGCACACAGCUCGGUCCCUGCAGCUGUUCGUUGGUAGACGGCAGUUCGUACAAUUUGAUCAACCUCGCAGAUGAAAAAUGGCAAACUGACAGUAAACAUAAUUGGACAGUAUACUUUAACCCAUGCAAAAAUGUAAAAAUAAAGAUAGAUGCACAAACCACUUGUAAUAAUGGAACUGAAUCAUCGCUAUGCGUAUACAAUAACCAAACACAUACGUCAAUAAAUCUUGGAACAACAAAUGACACACAAAUGAAAUUGUCGGAUGGGAAUAACACAUUGCCAAUUUUGAAAAUACAUCAUGAUAACAUUACAUCAAUAAUAUAUAUCAUAUGCUUUUCUGAAAAAACAUAUUUCAAGAUAGUUUCUCCGAUUAACGUUAACUCUACGGAAUAUAAUUUUAUUCUGGCAUCGCCGUAUGCAUGUAAAAUACCACCACACAAAGAGUUACCUAAAGGUUUGUCCGGCGGUUCCAUCUUAGUUAUCUUAUUUUUCACCUUCGCCGGCAUAUACUUUAUUGGUGGUAUUGUGACAUUGAAGUUACUGAGAGGUGCAACAGGCUGGGAAAUGCUACCGAAUCAUGAAUUCUGGUGUGAUCUUCCUGCAUUAGUCAGAGAUGGCGUGGUCUUUACCUUUAAUUGUUGUCGAGCAGAUAGUUACGAAAGAAUAUAAGAGAAAUAUGUCUUUCUUAAAUAAGUUUUGUUUAGUAUUUAUUAAGUGAAUGACUUUGUUACAAUUUAUUAUAAAUAGCCCGUUAAUAGUUUAAAUAUUUUUUUUCGCACAUUUUUCUCCGUACUAUUACGUUUUUGUAUAUUUAUGUAGUGGCCUAUAAUAGUUAAAAAUGUAUUUCUUCGUAAGAUGUACAUUGAUUUGAAACAUCAAAUCGAUCUUUGUACUAAUACGUUUUAAUACCGAUACUUUUUUUGCUCGUGUACUUGCUAGCACAAUUUGAAAGCAUAAAAUGUAUAUACACUGAAAAAUGUGAUAUUCCAUCGCGCUAUGUCACGUGCCAAUAUUAUUUUUUUAAGUUCUUAGCAUUAUAGACAUUUCAACUUAAAUUCAUGCAAAAUCAAUCUGUGAACAACUAUUGUUGCUGCGUACAAUGAUUACAAGUUGAUGUCAAGACAACAAUGACACAGCAAAUUCAUUGAUUGUUUCGAAUAUCGGAUACGUAUUCGUAAAACGUUCUUAUUGACGAACGAAAAUCAACGGUAAAA
This is a messenger RNA of Linepithema humile (Argentine ant), 1418 nucleotides long. Its product is annotated as cation-dependent mannose-6-phosphate receptor-like. Gene Ontology annotation, cellular component: trans-Golgi network. The record is from RefSeq and is a predicted model, not a curated record. NCBI's taxonomy places the organism in Eukaryota, Metazoa, Arthropoda, Insecta, Hymenoptera, Formicidae.